Molecule: messenger RNA, 1836 nt
Organism: Candidozyma pseudohaemuli
Lineage: Eukaryota; Fungi; Ascomycota; Pichiomycetes; Serinales; Metschnikowiaceae
Exons: 1
Coding region: 1-1836 (611 amino acids)
Source: RefSeq, a predicted model, not a curated record
AUGACUUCCAACUGCUUGUACUUUAUCGAGCCUAAUGACAGUACAAAACCAUUAAAUCUUGCUGCAAGAGCAGAAAUAGAGAGAGAUCCCGCCAACUAUGUAUCACAUGAAUCCCACACCUUUAUGGUGAAUCAGAGAGCAUGGACUGCAAGUGUUUUGAACCUAAAAAGGUUGAACGUCACAUAUGAUCUGACCAUAGUUGAGGACGAUGUUUCGGAAUUGGGUAAAUCUCCAGAUUUUGAAGAUGGUCAGGGCCGAGUAGUGAGCUCCUUUAUGCGCUUGAAGCAGCUUGAGAUGUAUCCUCUAACAGUGCCUGAGUCUUCGAGUAAAGAGACUUUGAUUGCUUUACGAUGUCUUCAAAUUGGAGGAGCAAAAAUUCCUCUUGAUCUUAGAAUUCGGACAAAUUCUGAAAAUAGGUCUGAUGCCGUAAAGCCUCAUGGUAAGAAUUGUGAGCGUUCUAUCUCUAUGGAGCCUGUUGCAACUUACAUUCCACCACAAGGGUACAGGCUAGUUCUGCGGUGUAACUUUAUGAAAAGCGGAUCAAGCUUGAGUGACUUUUUAAGUGUUGGCUUCCAACGAAGAGGUACAUCUUUGUGCAAAUGUGAUGCAACUAUUCUCCUCUCACACAUAACAGUUACACUUGAGGAACAUACUAGUCUCAAAGUACAGAAGGGUGGAGUGAUCGAAGUCAUUGAAAAGACUCGCUCACAUACUUUGAAAGACUCAGAUAUCACUUAUUACUUCUCUGCCUGGCAAUUCGAAAACGCUGGUGAGGGUUACGUUUUGCAUCCACCUGCCUCUCUUUAUAAUUGCAAUCUUCCACAACUUGGGCCAACUUUUCACUCCAACUAUCGCAGUCGAACCUACCAAAUUCGAAUUGACCUUGAUGUGGAAUGCACUUUGUGGGAAUUUCCUUGCUCAGAGCGUCUCUCCACAACAUUGAAUAUUGAUAUCGGCGCCGAAGCGAAUUUAAUUCCGGGCGCUGCUUCUAAUGAAUUCACAAAGGUACAAGAUUUGGUCUACUUUGAGAAAUACGCCUUGGCUCCAGAUGCUUUAGAUCAGAUUCUGGAGAGUACUCUUUUGAAAGCAAAAAUGAUGAAAAGCUGCUUUGGUUACCAGACUUCGGUGGUGAGUGAAGCAGACACCUUGUUUGCCAUCUCGACCUUUUUUGUUACUGAGCGGCCAAAAAAGCUAUGGCUUUCUGAGGUUCUGAUUAAAGAAGAAGACGGGACGGAAUAUUCACUAACUUUUUUCAACGACCACUGGAGGACGAAAACAGAAAGUGGUUCUCACAGUAAUCUUAACUUGUCAUUCGAAGUACCAAAUUGUAUGAAGAUUCUCAACAGCUUCCUUGCCCCCAAAAUCAAAGAACAAGACGAAUAUUUAGAAGCUACUUUGAGCCACAGAGGAACAUCGGUUGCCAACCCAGGUAUGAUCUGUAAGCCUUGCAUGACAAUUACUAUGAGAAUACCUAAGUCGUUCGUUGUAAAAAAUGUUCCCCUGUUCAAGUUUUACUUCACAGAGCAACUUUUUUAUUUGACACAAGCUGGUCAGGCUAUUCAUCACAGGCAACAUAGGGAUUUCGACUCAGGUAGGGCAAAACGUGCCUCUAAUACUCUUACCAUGAUUGGAGGUAAGAUGGUCUGCACUCCUUUUGAUCCAAUUGAACGGAUCAAGAUCCCCGAUGUGGCCCCAUCACUUCACUCUAGCACACUUCAUAGAUGUUAUAAACUCUAUGUUACGGGGUCUAAUCCAUCACAAGCAAUGUCGCUGUGCCUUGAUACAGUUUUUGGAAUUGCUGAUGAUAAGAAUUCAAUAGCUGGGACAAGUGCUUAG